AUUAGUCGGGUUCCUUGUACAAAGCACCGAUUUCAUACAGGAGGAGGGGGGGGUUAUUUUUAGAGAAAAUCCGGCCCUGAGCAGGCAGGAAGCGCUCGGAAAAUCUAAUGAAGAACACAGCAGUCGUGCAGAGUUCUUAGUCGCAGAGCAACAAAGCUUCUCUUCACUGUGUUUUUGAUGCCUGCAAAAGGCUAACCCGUCCUGUUUUCUGUUUUUUCUUUCCUUGCUCUAUCUGUGCUGCGCUGGCCGGUGUCCAGGCAGGCAGAGCGCCUCUUUGCCCUGCCCUCAGGCCUCUUCUCUGGGCUUCUCCCCGUGCGGAGGAACGCCUCUCUUUGGUGGUGACAGGGAGAAUUAGGCAAGAGAUGCAGGUUCACUUGCCCUGCGUAGGGGCUUAUCUUGGGCUAAGCUGAGGGGACUAAUAGCAAAGCCAGCCUCCCUGCUCCAGCCGGUCUGAGGGCACAGGGAGCCAUCUGUCCACUCUGUGGAUAACCAACAAAGGGGGCAAACGCUCAGCGACGGGGCCGCUCAUUUUGGACAUAUCAGAAAUAAAGAAGAGCAGCGAGUAUUCAGUGUGUGAGGUGUGGAAUGGCGGCAGGGAGCUCUGUAUUCAUUGGUUUGUAGUGUUUGUGUUAAAGUUCGGGGAAAAACAACCCACAAAGGAUGUCUGACAAGGAAGAAAUGGCUUCAGAUGGGAGUCUGAAUGUUACCCUGACGUUGAGGCUGCUGAUGCACGGAAAGGAAGUUGGCAGCAUAAUUGGGAAGAAAGGAGAAACCGUAAAGAAAAUGAGGGAGGAGAGCGGAGCACGCAUCAACAUAUCAGAGGGAUCGUCCCCGGAGAGAAUAGUUACCAUCACGGGGCCGACAGAGGGCAUCUUCAGAGCUUUCUCCAUGAUCGCACAGAAGUUUGAGGAGGACAUUACUGCAGCGAUGACAAACAGCAACGUGACAAGCAAGCCACCUGUGACACUUCGCCUGGUUUUCCCAGGGAGCCAGUGUGGCUCACUGAUUGGCAAAGGAGGCUCAAAGAUCAAAGAGAUCAGAGAGACCACGGGCGCUCAGGUUCAGGUGGCAGGAGACAUGCUGCCGGACUCUACGGAGAGGGCUGUCACAAUCUCCGGCACUCCACAGGCCAUCACUCAGUGUGUAAGACACAUCUGCUCCGUCAUGCUGGAGUCUCCGCCAAAAGGAGCGACUAUUCCCUAUCGUCCUAAGGCCAUACCUGCAGGAGCCCAUGCAGUAUUAGCACCACAGCACUCUGCACAAGCCUUUGCAAUUCCAGGGCAGUACGCUUUUGCGCAUCAAGAUUUGACCAAGCUUCACCAGUUGGCUAUGCAGCAUAUCCCCCUCCCUUCCCUUGGGCAGAGCAACCCUACCUUCCCUGGAUUGGAUGCAUCUGCCCCCGCAAGUUCACAAGAGCUGGCGAUACCUAACGAUUUUAUUGGCUGCAUAAUUGGAAGACAAGGCAGCAAGAUCAAUGAGAUUCGCCAGGUCUCUGGAGCUCACAUCAAAAUUGCCAGCGCCACUGAUGGCUCAGCCAUGCGCCAAGUCACGAUCACGGGCUCGCCGGCCAGCAUCAGCGUGGCCCAGUACCUCAUCAACGCCAGCUUAGAGAUGGCUAAAUACACCAUGCAGGCCGCUUCCUCAGCGACCCCUGUUGACCUCAACAUGAGCUUCUCUCAGUCCGCCCCCACUGCCUCCACUGCUGCUACCUCUAUGGCCGUCCUGGCGGCCUCCACCCCAGCCCCAACCACCAUUAACGUCCACUCUCCUUCCACUUUACCAACCAUCCAAAACCCGCACUACGCCGUCCCCGUUUCCAGCCUCCUCGGCAUGAAAACUCUCCCCGUCCUGGUCCAUCCGGCUGCCGCUUCCGGCCUAACGCAGGGUUUAUCCCCUUACACCGCAAAAAUGCCGACCUCCGGCGUCAAAAAAUCAGAGCGGCAGAAGUUUGCUCCUUACUGAUGUCUGCUUUUUAAAAAAAUAUUUAACAUGGAGGAAGUAGGCUUAAAAACAUCUUACACCGGUGUGUGUACAUUUGGAAUCAGGAGAGUAUUAGGAUCAAAACAAACGUCCUCAUUAAUUAAAACAGGCGACAGAGGUGAAUAUUAACUCAGUAUUAUCUUACAGAAAUGCAAACAAUUCCUGUGAGUAUCUCAGGCUUGUAUUAGUGUCCUAGAAAGGAUUCAUGUUACAGAGCUUUAUAUGAAAACAGACACCAGGAGAUGUGUUCACGAUGCAAAAAUCGACUUAGUUUUCUACUAGUUUACAACCAGUUUUUGUUAGGAAAUACGACUUAGUAUGAUAAAGACGUGGUGCUCUGUUGGCAGCAGGCUGUUAAAAUGUCGUACAAUAGAAGUCAGUGUGUUAAGUGUUUUCUUUUUUAUAAGGAUUGCUCCACUCUUCUGUCAUAUUCCCCCUCCUUUUUCCCCUCACUAUAGGCUCUCAUCAGUGCUAACAGGCUUGGGUGUUCUGUAGUAGAGCUGCACUGUUGCAGUUCUGAUGGGAUUAUCCUAAAGCCACAUUGGAUUCUAGUGGAUUUCACUCUACACAGUAAUCCUGUAGAGCGGGACUGGCCCCUCUAACUAACUCAUUUGUUUCUGUUGUGUUUCCUGUUUAUUCUCCGACCUAAAUGAGCAAGAAAUGCUUCGACUUUUUCAACGUCUGAAAUGGACGCUGAGCAAUUAUUGUAAUAAAUGUUUUAUUCAUGUGUUUUUUGGUGUGGGCCCCUCCCUUCCCCCACACCACCCUCCCUCACCCUCCUCACCCCCUCCUCCCAGACGAUGCAGAUUUGUUAUAUUUGCUGAUGAAAUGACUUUGAAAUAAAUGGGACUUUUUAUG
This is a messenger RNA of Lates calcarifer (barramundi perch), 2838 nucleotides long. RefSeq lists its product as uncharacterized. The record is from RefSeq and is a predicted model, not a curated record. Gene Ontology annotation, biological process: negative regulation of mRNA splicing, via spliceosome. NCBI's taxonomy places the organism in Eukaryota, Metazoa, Chordata, Actinopteri, Centropomidae. Gene Ontology annotation, molecular function: mRNA binding. The transcript is spliced from 14 exons. Gene Ontology annotation, cellular component: cytoplasm; nucleus. Bases 661 to 1962 code for a protein of 433 amino acids.